This is a messenger RNA of Micropterus dolomieu (smallmouth bass), 1989 nucleotides long. RefSeq lists its product as uncharacterized. NCBI's taxonomy places the organism in Eukaryota, Metazoa, Chordata, Actinopteri, Centrarchiformes, Centrarchidae. The transcript is spliced from 7 exons. Bases 159 to 683 code for a protein of 174 amino acids. The record is from RefSeq and is a predicted model, not a curated record.
GCAGCGGUGCAUCAUGGGAUACAAAAUGUCUCCGAAGAGUUUUGGCUAAUGCCAAUUUACGAGAGAUAACUGCGAAUAAAUAUAUAUUAUACCCUUCUUUUUCCAGAGGUUGUAGUGUCAUCAUAUAUAUGAUAUAUUAACUGUAUUCUGCUGUCAUCAUGUCAACGAGAACGGAGUGCAGGGUGUCCAGCUCCAGCUCCAGAACAGAUGAGAGGAGGAGAUCCAGGAGCAGAGGACGAGAAAAAAAGAAGCGGAAACGCAGCCGUAGUAGAUCUUCCUCGUCUUCCUCUUCCAGUUCGUCGUCCUCAUCUUCGUCGUCCUCAACGUCGUCCUCUUCAUCAGGUUCAUCACACUCAUCUAGCCACAGUCGGAGUAGCUCUAGCAGUAGUGACUCCCGCAGUAAAUCCAGGAAGCAGUCUAAGAAAAGGAAAAAGGAGAAACAACACAAAAAAAAAGGGAAGAAAGAGAAGCGACAUAAACGUAAAAAAGACAAGAAAGCAAAAGGAGGAGAAGAAAAUUCGGGACCUGUACAGAUCUCCAAGUAUUUGAAGGACAGGAAAAAAGGCAAGUACAGCAUGAUUUCAGGGAAGAAGAUAAAGAUGAAAGUAAAGAAGUCAAAGAAAGACAAACAGCGGGAUAAAAAUCGAGCAGAACUUCUCGAGUUCUUGAACUCUACCCUGUGAUGCCACUGUGGACGCCAGUAGUGGUGCUCGGGCUCGGACACGUCACCAGAACUCAGGAAACAACAACUCACCUUUCCAGGAGAACAAAAAUGAAGGGUUUUGAUGAUGAAUACGACUUGCAUCGAUACACAGCGGGCAGCACCUAGCCGGAUGGAGUGAAAAAGCUGUAUCUCUUGCAGUGAUGUGAGAUGCGUUCAGACCACUAGCUACAUUUUCACUGUGUUACUGCCCAUGUGGCCAGUUCUUCAGCUCAGACUGAUAGCUUUUGUGAUAUGAGAUGUGUUUAUGUUGAGCAGUGUCUUCCAAAAUUUUGUCUGUGGCCAACUGAAUCAUAUGAAAGUGAAUUUGUAAUCGGACAGCAUCAAUCAGAGCAUUGAGUGUGGGUGAACUGCCAGCGAUCAGCUUCUCAUCUUUGCUUGUGGUUUGAACGUAUGGUCACCACUUACAAAGAGUCCUCGACCAAUUGAGCAUUUUACUCCUAUAACAUUGUCGGACCACAAUGGACAGUUUAAAAAAUCUAAAUCGAUGCAGCACAACCAGAGAUAUCGUCUUUUUUUUCAUUCGUUGCGUUCUUCUUCCUUGUCAAAACCAGGCGCCUACAUUGCCAAUAAUGCAACUCGACUGCCGACACUUCGGCCAGAGAUUCGGGUGUGCUAUGCUAGCAGCAGCUAAUGUAGCCUUGAGCCGCUAGCCUCAAGCAGAGACGAGGAGUGGGCUACAGAGGUCUGGUAAGCUCACGUCUUUCUAACUCCACACCCCCAGAGUUUGAACAUUUUAUUUCUUGUUCAAACUUGUAGUCUUCAACAAAACUGACACUGAGUCAAGUGACAUUAGCUUCCUCUGGAGCCACAAAGAGCUGUAUACAGCUUUCACAUAUGCAGUAGGACUCCCCAACACCUAUAAAGAGGUAAAUCUUUUUUGAACCUGCUGGACUGGCAUACAGUUAUUUUUUUUGUAGAUAAGUGACAGUUAUGUUUCCACAGUAAAUGUGGGCCGUGGGAACCCCAGUGUUAUCAGUGUCUACUGAUAUCAUAGUUUUUAAUGUGUACAUUUUGUUUAAAAUUAUAUGAGAAUCGACUCGUCGUAUGAUGAUAACUUUUCUUAUUUGUAACGUUCAUUCCACAAAAUUCUGUCAUAAAUUUUGUUUCAACAUCAGUCAUUUUAUUAAAGUGAAAUAUUAAAUAAAAUCACUGUUAGGGCCCCCUGUAUCAAUCCAGUUGAAAGCUUUAUAUGGAUGAUGGUGUAAACCUGUUGUGUACUGUUGAAUUUUGCUGUGACAAAAACGGCAAUAAACUGCUGGAAAGAU